Aegilops tauschii subsp. strangulata is the source of this 904-nucleotide messenger RNA. Its product is annotated as ubiquitin-ribosomal protein eL40 fusion protein. Gene Ontology annotation, biological process: translation. NCBI's taxonomy places the organism in Eukaryota, Viridiplantae, Streptophyta, Magnoliopsida, Poales, Poaceae. Gene Ontology annotation, molecular function: structural constituent of ribosome; protein binding. Gene Ontology annotation, cellular component: ribosome. The record is from RefSeq and is a predicted model, not a curated record.
AGUAAAAAACAGGCGGAACAAAUUUGCGAUUGGCGCGCCACCAUUAGAGCGCCGGACUGCAACUCCGGCAGGUAGGGUUUCGGUGCAUACGACACGUGGUGGGCGUGCCCAAGGCUAUAUAACGACCCCGCCCUCCCGCAGCGCCGCCUUCGUUCCUCGCACCACCAUCUCCUCCUCCAGUCGUCGCAAGCGCUAUCCGGACAGGGGCGGGAGCUCGGGAAGGAGAGAGAGGAAGCAGGGAGAGAGGCGAGGGAGCGGAGCAUCGACGAGAUGCAGAUCUUCGUGAAGACGCUGACGGGGAAGACCAUCACCCUCGAGGUGGAGAGCAGCGACACCAUCGACAACGUCAAGGCCAAGAUCCAGGACAAGGAAGGCAUCCCUCCGGACCAGCAGCGCCUCAUCUUCGCGGGGAAGCAGCUGGAUGAUGGCCGCACCCUGGCCGACUACAACAUCCAGAAGGAGUCCACGCUGCACCUGGUGCUGCGCCUCCGCGGGGGCACCUGGAUCGAGCCCAGCCUCAAGGAACUCGCCCAGAAGUACAACCAGAAGAAACUGAUCUGCCGCAAGUGCUAUUCACGCCUGCCGCUCAGGGCUACGAAUUGCCGCAAGAAGAAAUGUGGCCACAGCAACCAGCUGCGGCUGAAGUCGAAAAGGCGUUGGUUCUGUUGAAGAGCCACACAUCAGUUGGAUCAGCUAUCUACUUGUCUCAGCUUAUCAAGACUGGCAGAACUUCUAAAUGUCUUGGUGUAAUGUUCCUGCUGGAUGUGGAGCAUUGUCUCUUUUGAACAGUUGGUUAUUUUUCUCUGCAUGCUUAGGACAUGUGAUGAUUGUAAUAUGGCAGCUUAACUCUUUUUGGCUGGAUUGAGCACUUACCUAAUUUCUAUAUAUGCUGCUCUGUUUUCAA